GAGGAUGAUGCCAUGCUUUUUCAAUACAUUCCCUAGUUAACGCUAGUCCCUAGUUUUCAGUCCUUUGGUUUUUCAACAAUUUUUUAUUUGGAACUGCCUUUUUAAUGUAGGAUUUUAACUUUUGUCCACCAAUAAGCUGCUAAAAGGUUGUGUGUGUGUGUGUGUGCGCGCGUCAGUGGAAGCUGGUGGGAGGAGCUAUAGGAGGAUGGGCUCAUUGUAAUGACUGGAAUGGAAUCAUGGUUUCCAUGUUUGAUACCGCUCAAUUUAUUCCAUUCCAGUCAUUACAAUGAGCCUGUCCUAUAUCUCCUCCCACCAGCCUCCAAUGGUGUGCACGUGUGUGUUUGCUAUGUGUUUGUGUGUAUGCAUGACUGUGUGCGUGCCUAUAUGUCUCUGGUAAAGUGUUAAAGCCACUAGUCUGUUGUAAUAAUAGUAAACCUACAAUAAUCCUGCAGUAUACAGAGCCAGGGCUGAGGGCUGGGAGUGAGACUGCAGGUUAUGUACUCGGUACUGAAGGUGACCCUGCUCCUCUCCUCUGCUGAUCUCAUUACUGGCAGAAAUAGAAACCGCCUUACAAUCUAACCGCUCUGCUCUUUUUAUAUGCUUGUGGGAGGGAAAUAGAUGGUGAGGAAGAAGAGAGAAGCUCUGUUUGAGUGAGGUCAAGCUUGUGUUUGCUUCUUCUGAAAGAAUCAGACUCUCAGGUUAAGAUAUCAGGGUUCCAAUCCGGAUGGCUCUUUUUCUGCAACGACCGAUGACAGUGCGGUUUAGAAACUGAUGCAAGUCAACAGUUGAUUCUUGCCAAGCUGAUGUAGGUAAAGAUGAAGGCUACAGGACAAAUGGUCAACAAUUGAACUGCCAUUGUACACACUUAUUGGUCACCUUCUGUAGUACAACUCCAAAGAGUGAGACGGUGUGGUCCAUGAAGAGUGCGACGGUGUGGUCCAUGAAGAGUGCCACGGUGUGGUCCAUGAAGAGUGCCACGGUGUGGUCCAUGAAGAGUGCAACGGUGUGGUCCAUGAAGAGUGCGACGAUGUGGUCCAUGAAGAGUGAGACGGUGUGGUCCAUGAAGAGUGCGACGGUGUGGUCCAUGAAGAGUGAGACGGUGUGGUCCAUGAAGAGUGCCACGGUGUGGUCCAUGAAGAGUGAGACGGUGUGGUCCAUGAAGAGUGAGACGGUGUGGUCCAUGAAGAGUGAGACGGUGUGGUCCAUGAAGAGUGAGACGGUGUGGUCCAUGAAGAGUGAGACGGUGUGGUCCAUGAAGAGUGAGACAGUGUGGUCCAUGAAGAGUGCGACGGUGUGGUCCAUGAAGAGUGAGACGGUGUGGUCCAUGAAGAGUGCGACGGUGUGGUCCAUGAAGAGUGAGACGGUGUGGUCCAUGAAGAGUGCGACGGUGUGGUCCAUGAAGAGUGAGACGGUGUGGUCCAUGAAGAGUGAGACGGUGUGGUCCAUGAAGAGUGAGACGGUGUGGUUCAUGAAGAGUGAGACGGUGUGGUCCAUGAAGAGUGAGACGGUGUGGUCCAUGAACAGUGCGACGGUGUGGUCCAUGAAGAGUGCGACGGUGUGGUCCAUGAAGAGUGAGACGGUGUGGUCCAUGAAGAGUGAGACGGUGUUGUCCAUGAAGAGUGAGACGGUGUGGUCCAUGAAGAGUGAGACGGUGUGGUCCUUGAAGGUUCUCUCUCAGCAGCAUAUCAGAUGGUAUGAUGAUGAUAUAUGAAAAAACGCCAGGAGUUACAUCAGAUGAGGCUGAUGAUGACUCUGUUAUUCGUUGUCUGAACGAUGUAAUGGAUUGGUCCCCCCCAUAUCUUGAAUAUAAUCUGUCAAAUACAGUUAUGAAACUGACAUUGGGGGGAAAAUUGUAUACACUACACGAUUUUGUGAUGAUGAAUCUUGUUAAUUGGUCUGUCUCAUUAAAUAGAAAUAACAAUACAUAUUCAGAGUAAGUUAAAGAUAUAAUGGCAUUACAUACAUUUAGUGUAUGUGAUCGUCUCCUGUCUUAAGCCAUACUGGAGGUUAACCAUAUCCCGACCUCAAGUUGCUGAUUUCUGCAGUGUCAUCAGUGUAUGGUAUUAUAACUCUGAAUUCAUCUGUGUUAUUUCUCUUUGUGUAGAUGUUUAUUGUUUGCAUGAUUUUUGUAUUUCUUCAGCGAGUUAAACCAAUGCUUGAAAACCACAAUUCCACCAUCACAUAUGUUUGAACUAGUGUUGUGGUUCAAGGUUUCUUACAUCUGUACGUUUGGUAAGACCACAUACCUGUGUGAUUCAUUUAUGUUGUGCCAUCACUUACCUGGAAGUUCUCUUUACUGCCUCAUUUGAGGCAAAUUUAAGAACAGAACUGAUGUAUAGAUCCAGAACAUGGUAGAAACUAAUAAUGAGUAUUGUAACCUUUAGCAAGGCACUUGUAUUACCAUUCACUAUUCCUCUUGAAUAGAAAUAAGGCUAACUACCUUCCUUCAGUAAAAUCAGUUCCAGUAGACAGAUGUUAGACAGGCAGCAUAUGUUCCUGUUUCCCAGCUCAGUCGGUACCUAACAUGUAACAAACAUGGUUGCCUUUUCUCUUCUGUGAAGCUGUGUGUAUUAAGGAGCUGUAACCCGUAUCCUCCUGUAAAAGUGACGUUUUCUGUCAGUGUCGACAGUGUCCAAUGUUCCUGUCUUUUUGACCAACAUUUGCUUCCUUACCAGGUGUACUGUAUGCUUUUCCUGUGUACCAUGCACUGUUGAUUAAAACGGUUCAAAAUGUU
Oncorhynchus mykiss (rainbow trout) is the source of this 2734-nucleotide messenger RNA. The record is from RefSeq and is a predicted model, not a curated record. NCBI's taxonomy places the organism in Eukaryota, Metazoa, Chordata, Actinopteri, Salmoniformes, Salmonidae.